CGUGAUGUGAGUUGCAUUGCUGCGCGGAUGUACGUAGAGCCAAUCCACGCGAAGCUUCUUCCGCUCCUGAAAUGCAUAAAACGCGGCAGAAUCAGUCCUAUAUAUAUCACUGCACACUGUAGCGUCCUGGGAAAAAGGCUCGGAUAAGCACGUGUUGUGUUGUGUGAUAAGUAUCCCUCUAGCAUGAAUGUAAAUUGUCACUGUUUUAUUCCCUAGAGCGUUAACAGUUCACACGACUGAAGUUUGUGAUACUGUUAUAAAAUCGUUCCCGGUUUGAAUAACCACAACAUAAAUGUCUCAACAUUGUUACUUAUUUAGUGCUUUUAUACGCGUAUUUUUAAGCUCGCAUUUAUUAAAAGUCUCUGCUGACACAUUUUAUUCAUCGCACCGUAAAGUCUCAUCGUGUGUGAUUGCACUGUUUAUGUGUUGUCGAUAACACAUCGUCCCAGCACUGUGUCUUUAGCGAAAUUAGUGACAGUUUGUGCCUGAAAAGUAGCAUGUCACUAUGGUGCUUUGUGUGCGCGUGUGAAUGUCUUAUCACCCAUUGGAUUACGCCACAAGAAGAGGCUGAAGACGGUUCCUCUCCCGUCGGCUGCUACACGUCAACAAACGCACUUUCACUUCACUGUUUGGUGCACUUCACUUGGUCGUGUGGCGGCGUGGGAGUUUGGGCGGGCGACGUCGACGAUCGACGGGGGCGUGGCUGUUGUGGGCGGCGCGGGGGCGUGGCGGUGGCGGUCACGGCGUUGAGAACGCGGCCCUGGCGGCGGCGUCCAGCGGGAUCUGCAGGAAGCGCUGGAACGUCUCCCUGUAUCUGCGCUGGCGUUCGGCGCUCUUGUGCUCUUCCCAGAGGUCGAUCAGUGCCUGCAAGCGUAUCUGACAGACGUCCGCUCGGCAGACCCUCACCUCACCCGGUGCCUUCCGCCUCACUGUGGUGCGGCAGCGGGCUCGACAGUGGAAUGGCUUCAGAGUCUGAGCACAGUGGACUGUGCCACAUGGCUGAAGGUGCUGCAGCCUGGCGUGCGAGCAUUGACGACUUGCCUGAGGAGAUACUGAUCAAGAUCUUCUCUCACUUGUCUUUCACUGAGCUGGUGGACGUGGUACGGAAAGUGUGCCGUCGUUGGAGAAAGCUGUCGCGGGAUUUGAAGUUGUGGGCUGACAAGGAAUACCACGUCGGGAUCUCGCAGCACUGCAACUCGGAGAACUGUAAGAGCGGCAGGACCGAGCGGGAGGCGAUACGUAUCUUCCGCAGUGCCCGAAACCUGCGUAAAGUACACAUGUGGUGCGCUGUCAGUCCCCACGUCAUCGACGUGCUCUGCGACAAGUGCCGGAGACUAACAGAUCUCCGCCUUCACGCCGCCCAGAUGCUCGGCUAUUCGACGGUGAAGAACUUGGUCGAGCAGUGCUCUGGGCUACGCGUGCUGACGGCACCUGACGAACUGCUGAAGACCGAGAAAUUUUCGGAAGCGGUGUCGCGCCUGCAGCACCUCCGUGUGCUGAGUCUGCAAGAGAGAUACGUGGGAACGACUUGCAUCCUGCGUCCUUGUGUGCUGAGACCUCUGGGUGACGGGUGUCCCCGACUGGUCGAGAUUGACUUCGGACGUAUGUCUGUCGAUACGGACAAUCUGAAGUACUUUCUGAAUGCCAAGAAGAACACCCUAAAGUGCUUACGAAUAAAGUGGUCGGUGGGUGGAACGAGGCGUGUCGUACCGUUGCUGCCGGUAUAUGCCGACAGCUUGGAACGUCUGGAACUUUACGAGUACGACAUAGUCCGUGACUCGGCCAGAGAGGCGUUCACUACCGUCGGAAGCUUGAAGAACUUGCGGGAACUCAGGAUGUCCAUCCCCGAUCGAAUACCACCCGGAACUGCUGCUCUGGCUUUUACGAAUGGAGGACUGCCACAACUGAAAGUGCUGGAUCUACCGCACGGAUAUGGUGUGGAAGAUAACACAGUAAUUGCCAUCAGCCACGGAUGUCCCGCUUUGCGGCAGCUCUCCGUCACUCACGCUACGAAGCUGUCGCCUGCCGCCUUCUCGGAGAUUGAUCGUCUCGAACAUCUUGAAAUACUAGAUGUGACAGGUUGCAGCAGACUCGGUGGAGGCCUAUUCCCCUGCCUCGUCGGGCUACCGCGACUUCACACUUUGCGAAUGGGCACCAUGUAUUUUGGUACCACGUAUUUUACAGAGUUGCAGCCCGGUGUGAGCAGCAUCCUCAAAUUGUCAGGUUUGCACUGUCUGACAUUCGAUUAUUCGGAUGUUACUGGAGUGCCUUUUGAUAAGUUUCCAGAGAAUCUUGUCAGUCUCAGGGAGCUGAGUGUCGAAGGGUGCCAAGGUGACCCCAGAGCCACAGAUGGGCUGAUGGAGCAGAUGCCCAACCUCGUAAUCCGCGGCACGAUCCACGCUGAGCUACAGCCUUUCCACUUCGAGGCACUCGAGGACCUAGGGCCCGGCGAAGCAGACGAAGCGGUGGACGACCGUUCGGAGAGUGAUGAAGACGGCGACAGCGAUAGUAGCGUCGGCGGCAGUGACAGUGAGAGAGGUUGAGAGCAAUAUAUCUGUACGUAUAAAAAUGAUGUGAAAUUUAUAGGAAAGUACAAUUCUCAGUUAAUGUCAACAUAAGCGGAAACUGUUUUGAAGGAAUGUAACAAAUAAUUUUGGAAAUGUGCAUAAGAAACAGCAAUGUUGUUUGAAUACCUGCUGUAAUAAUCUACAAUAAUGUUUGAUUCUUGUUGUAACAACAAUGGAUUCAUAAUGACACAAUUUUUUAAAUGAUAAAACGGAGGUAGCAAUUUGUAAAUAGCACUAACAAUGUUUUUUUGCAGUAAGUCAGAUUUAAAAACUUCUGUUUUUUAUAAACCUGUGAAACAACAAUAAAUGAGGACUGCUACCUUGUUAUUUUAAGUGUUAAUUAUAUUUAUCAGGAUACUGCUAGAUACUAUUUUUAAAUAUUAAAUUUCCUUUGGAGGAACCACUUUGUGAUUAAAAUACAUGACAGACUCUUUUAUGAAUGAACCACACAUCACUAGUGUAAUACUGUACAGCAUUUAUUAUUUGUUACACAAACCAGUUUUUGGCUGUUAAGUCACUGUUGGGUAUGAAGAUAAGCAAGUGGUAAAGUGAAAUUGGUUGGUUCAAAGAUUUUAAAGUAGUGCAUCUAAAGAGUAUCUUCGUUUCCAUAGGUGAAAAAUGUUAAUGUUAGAAGCAGGAACAAAUAAAGCAUUAUUUCAGUGUAAA
This is a messenger RNA of Schistocerca gregaria, 3233 nucleotides long. RefSeq names its product F-box/LRR-repeat protein 7-like. Gene Ontology annotation, molecular function: protein binding. The record is from RefSeq and is a predicted model, not a curated record. NCBI's taxonomy places the organism in Eukaryota, Metazoa, Arthropoda, Insecta, Orthoptera, Acrididae. The transcript has 9 exons. The coding region runs from base 498 to 2543 and encodes 681 amino acids.